AGUGUCAUCGAUUAACUGAAUCGAUUAAACAUUCGGCGUGUUCGAUGAAAAUAUUCGCUCUUUUUUGAUUGAUUGACAUGUGUUCAAAGCUACUGCUGUGCUAAUUCGAAAUUAGUGGAAAUUUCUAUUUGUUUACACAUGUAUAUCUGGAAUUCUGCGGAAAAUAUUAAAAUUCUAGCAUAUAAUCAUAGAACUCUUUAUCGAAAAUAUACCAAUAGAACUGAAUGAUAUUAAAUUUAAUUGAUGUAUAUAUCUACGUGUGUGUAUAUUAGCCACAUAAAUAUAUUGUAAUAGCAUAUGUGCAAUGGGGAAAGAUAAAAAACAAAAGAAAAAUCGCGAUGACAAAUUUGAAGAUCCUGAGACAGUAUCCAAUAUUGAUUCUAAUCCAAAAGAAAAAUCACUAAAAAAUGGUUCUAAAGAAGAUACUCCUCCUAAAUCUGUGAUUGCCAGUCAAUUUAGUGAUGAAGAGUCCGAAAUAGAAAUAAUUACAUUAGAACAACAAGGAAAAAAGAAAAAGAAGCAGAAAAAGGCGAAAUCAAAUUUUAGUGUUCUUGCUAUUGAAGGAGAAUCUGGUGACUCUAGAGGAAAUAGUGAAGACGAAGAAGCAAAAGCUGAAGAUAAGCCUAAAAAGGAAACCAAUGAGUCCUCAAAGUCUAGUUCAAAAUCAGGGGCCAAAAAGUCCAAGAAAAAAGACCGAAAAAAGAAGGAUGACGAUGAUGAAGAAGAUCUAGAAAAACUUCUUGAAGAGUUAGCUUUAGAAGCUGGGGGUGGAAAACCUGCUACAAAACCAGCUGAAGAAGCUCAGCCAGAAACUAAAACCGAAGAAGUACUAGAAGUUGAUAAAAAGGAAGAUAAAAAAGAGAAAAAGAAGAAAAAGAAAAAUGAACAGCCUCCACCUUCUGUUGAAGAAACUCCUGAAGAUGGGACAGUUGAAGCAGAUUCAAAAGAAGAAGGUUCUACUGUUAAAACUGCUGCUCAGAAGAAAAAAGAAAAGAAAGAAAGAGAAAAACAGAAAAAAUUAGAGUUAGCUCAAAAAAAGAAAAUAGAGCCUAAAACACAAAAAGAGGAAUCACCUACUCCGAAAGAAGUAGAAGAAGAAAAAGAUGAUGAAGAAAAGAAAGAUGAUGAUGAUGAAGGAGAUAGUAAAAAGAAAAAGAAAAAAAAGAAAGGUGAAGAAGAUGAUAAAAAAGAUAAAAAGAAGCCAGGCAAAAAGCAGUUGGCUGCUAUGCAAGAAGCAUUAAAGAAGAUCAAAGAAGAGGAGGAACGUAUGAGACUCGAAGAAGAAGCAAAAUUAAAAGCUGAAGAGGAAGCUGAACAGCUACGUUUGGAAAAACUAAGAUUAGAACAAGAAAGGAAGGAGAAGAAAAAACAGAAAGAGAAGGAAAAGCGGGAAAGACUAAAAGCUGAAGGAAAAUUAUUAACUAAGUCUCAGAAGCAAAAUCGGGCUCGAAUGGAAGCUACACUCGCUGCCCUCAGAGAGCAAGGAGUUGAAGUCCCCCAAAUUGGAGAGAAGAAAGAAAAAGCACCUAGGCUUGGUGAUCGUAAAAAAACUCCUAGAAAGAAGGCAUCUUUGACUGAAGACACCCUUGAAACAUCUAAGCCAGAAGAUCAGAAAGAAGAAUCUCCUGAAGUGAAGGAAGAAACACCCGAAAUAAAAGAGCCCACACCUGUUCCCGGUGAAGAAGACAACAUCAAAGAUGCCUGGGAUGACACUUCAUCUGAAGAUGAGGAAUUAGAGAAACAAGAUGCAAAAGGUGUCAAAAAAGUUGAGAUCGUAACAUCAAAAACUGCUAAAGGUGCUGAAUCUGAAACAGAGUCCUCUGGUAGUGAAGAUUCUUCCGAAGAAGAAUCGGAUUCAGGUGAAGAGAGUUCCGACAGUAGCUCUGAUAGUGAUAAAACAGAAGAAUCUUCAGAAGAAAAAAUACGCUUACGAAUUCAGAAACGACGAGAACUUGCUGAAAGCAAUCGAAGCCUGGAUAAAUUGCGAUCUCCUGUAGUUUGCGUUUUAGGUCACGUAGAUACUGGAAAAACUAAGAUUCUUGAUAAAAUUCGUAGCAGUAAUGUACAGGAUCAUGAAGCAGGAGGUAUUACUCAACAAAUUGGAGCAACAAUGGUUCCCCAUGAAGCUCUUAUGGAACAAUGUAAAUUUGUCAAAGGGUUUGCAGAGAUGGAAUUGAAAGUUCCUGGACUUUUGAUUAUUGAUACACCUGGUCACGAAUCUUUUAGCAAUUUAAGGUCCCGUGGUUCAUCUCUGUGUGACAUUGCCAUUCUGGUUGUUGAUAUCAUGCACGGUUUGGAACCCCAGACAAUUGAAUCUAUUAACAUGCUGAAACAAAAGAAGACACCUUUUAUUGUUGCUUUAAACAAGAUUGAUAGAGUCUAUGAAUGGAAAACUUCAAAAAAUAAAGAUGUCCAGGAUAUAAUUAAAAGUCAGUCUCGUCCAACUAAGCAGUUUUUUGAUGACCGAGUGAAGCAAAUUAUACUUGAAUUUGCUAAUCAGUCUUUGAAUGUUGUCCUUUAUUAUGAAAACCAAGACCCUCGCUCAUAUAUUUCAAUGGUGCCCACAUCUGCCCUUACUGGAGAAGGAAUGGGUAACUUACAGGCUCUCAUUGUUGAACUUACACAAUCUAUGAUGGCAAAACGUCUCAUGUUUUCUGAAGAAUUACAAGCUACAGUCUUAGAGGUUAGAAUCUAUGUUUUUUUUAGUUCUGAUCUUCCUCAGACUCAAUUUCUUGAGCAUCGAGAAGUGGAAGGAGCUCAAGGGGUUAAAAUAUGUGCUAAAGAUUUAGAGAAAGCAAUUGCUGGUCUUCCUAUACUUGUUCCAAAGAGAGCUGAUGAAACUAAAAUAUUAAUGGAAGAGAUGGCAUCAAUGUUUAAAGAGACAAUGAAUUCUAUCAAAGUUACAGGUACAGGUGUUUAUGUGCAAACUUCUACUUUAGGUUCACUAGAGGCACUCAUGGAAUUUUUAACUGAAUCUAAAAUUCCAGUUUCUGGUGUUCGUAUUGGUCCUGUUACAAAAAAAGAUGUAAUGAAAGCAUCUGCUAUGUUAGAACAUGACCCUACUUUCGCUGUGAUCCUUGCAUUUGAUGUUAGAAUUGAAAGAGAAGCCCAAGACCUUGCAGAUUAUCUAAAUAUCAAGAUAUUUCAUGCCAAUAUAAUUUAUCACCUUUUUGACAUGUUUGUGAAUUAUAGAACUGAAAUUAAAGAGCGCAAUAGAGAAAUGUAUAAAAGUGUUGCAGUAUUCCCUUGUAAAUUGAAAAUCCUGCCUCAAUUUGUCUUCAAUUCUCGUGAUCCUAUUGUUGUGGGAGUAUCUAUUGAAGCUGGAGUAUUAAAAGAAGGAACACCCUUGUGUGUACCAUCCAAAGAAUUUCUAGAUAUUGGAACAGUUACUACAAUUGAAGUGAAUCAUAAAGCAAUAGAUUCAGCUCGAAAAGGCCAAGAGGUCUGCAUUAAAAUAGAACCCUGUGGAGGUGAAGCUCCUAAAAUGUUUGGACGCCAUUUUGAUCAUACUGAUAUGGUUGUUAGUAAGAUAUCAAGGCAGUCAAUAGAUAUGUGCAAAGAACACUUCCGAGAUGAUCUUCAAAAAACCGACUGGCAAUUGAUGGUGGAAUUGAAAAAGCUCUUCCAAAUAAUGUGAUCAGGAUAUUAAUUAGCUGUUUUAAAUUAUCGUUCGUACUGUCCCAUUCCAGAACAAUACUCAACACUGUUAAGUGGAAGGAAUUCUAUGUUUCGUUUUUAAUGUAUAACUUUAAUAAAACGGUUAACAAAUUUGCUUUA
Molecule: messenger RNA, 3777 nt
Organism: Parasteatoda tepidariorum (common house spider)
Lineage: Eukaryota; Metazoa; Arthropoda; Arachnida; Araneae; Theridiidae
Gene: eIF5B
Product: eukaryotic translation initiation factor 5B
Biological process (GO): translational initiation
Cellular component (GO): cytoplasm; mitochondrion
Molecular function (GO): translation initiation factor activity; GTPase activity; GTP binding
Source: RefSeq, a predicted model, not a curated record